Molecule: messenger RNA, 607 nt
Organism: Aphis gossypii (cotton aphid)
Lineage: Eukaryota; Metazoa; Arthropoda; Insecta; Hemiptera; Aphididae
Exons: 3
Coding region: 230-538 (102 amino acids)
Cellular component (GO): nucleus
Molecular function (GO): zinc ion binding
Source: RefSeq, a predicted model, not a curated record
UAUGUAUAAUAAUAUAUAUCUUAGUCCGCGUCGUUUUAAAUAUUUAUCACGAUUUACGGUUUAUAUUAUCAGCGUAACCAAAUAUCCACACGGCACACUUCAAUGCUUCACUCGUCAGCAUAGAUGAUUACUCGUCAGUAAUUAUUAGUAUUUGGUGUAGAAAAUAUUAUUUUUUUUCGAUCUGUCGAUUCGUUACGUUCGUUUCUAUUAUAAACUUCAAUCUUACACGAUGUCUUUUAGAGUAGAUUUUCGUAACUUGUGUCGUAUUUGUCUUACCGAAGAAAUCGAUCUCGUUGACAUCCUCACGCUUGGUAAUUCAACUGAAAAGUGGAUCCAGGAUAUUAAGGCAUACUAUGACGUCCAAAUACGAUUUAAUGAAGUCAAGUCAACAAAAUUAUGUCUGCUUUGCUUAGGAAGAAUCAAGACAUGGCGCAAGGAUAAAGUCAAAGCAACCAAUAAUCAAGUCGUCAUAGAUUUUUUGGAUACCAAGGUACAGGAACAAUUACCAUACCAUCGAUUUAAUGUAAACGAAGAUUGAAAUAUUAUGUUUAACAUUAAAUCAUUGAAUGUUAUUGUAUUAAAUAAAGUAUAUCUUAUUAAAUUUGAA